AUGGUUACAGAAAUGCAGCAUAUGCCCCUAUUAAAAAGGAAAUCUGCCCUUUUACAGCUCCAGAGAAUUGAAAACAAGUUUAGUCAUCAGGAAGAGAGCUACGCCAACGCUUGGCGAGCCAGGAGAAGACUAUGGCAUGAAAGGAGCCCUGGUGACUUUCCAUUUACUGCAAGCCAGGCCCUGCAAGACGGAUCUCUUUCCAGCGAAGGCGAAUGCAGCGGGAGCGGUCCAUGCAGCAGGGGGAAGUCCCACUCUGUGACAUGCAGCCCCGAUACAGCGGAGGUCGGAGGCAUCACUGCUGCAGCCAGGACUUGGGCGGCCCUGUGGAGUCCGUGUGCACCCAGGACUCGGGACAGCGUCGGUGACCAGGAAGAGAGAAGCAGGCAGAGCCUCAUGAGACCGAGGGGGGGUGCUCCUGGCUCCCCACCCCGGCCCCCUGCAUGCGUCCAUCAGUUCUCAGCUGGCCCAGGGACCAUCUGGGGAGAUGCUUCUUUGGACAGGGCACGCCAGCCUGCCACACCCUCCAUCUCCCGGACCAAGAGUCCGGUUGCUCCGGAGCUGGAGGGGCUGAGGAAAAAAUCCCAUGCUGGAAAGCUGCAGCAACUCAAAGAGAGGAUCCGGGAACAGAGGCAGCGGCACUGGGCUCUGACCCAGGGACAGGGGCAGCCGCGCACGGCCUACGCCGGGGACCUGCUGCACGGACAGCCGCCAAAAAGAAAGGUUCGCAAAGUGGCAGCUGCUCCGGCAGCCCCAGUCUACAGAGGGUUUAGUGCCGUGGACCUGCAAGCUGCUCAGUUUCUGCCUGGAAAAGAGAUGGAAAGAUCACAAGUGGCAAAGUUCAUGGACACUGAAUGCUGGAGGGAUUACAACUACAGUCCAGCCCAGAGGGGGCCAAGUGCGACACAGAGGAAAAAGCAAGGACUGACUCCAUCCAAGUCCCCCGUCCCUAAGAAGACACGGAUAAAUAAAGGUUCCAACUCGUUUGGUGCUUUUGCAUGGCGAGAAGGUCAGAAGUUGGCUGCUAAGUUGCUUGGCCCACCUCCUAAAUUCCCGAAAAUGAGGGACGUGCCUGAAGAUGCAACUAGAGAAAAGAACUCGGAACCUGGUAAAGAAUCCAUUGCCACCCUGCAGCAAGGACAGGGCGGGGGAGAUCGGGUGGGGAACAGCCCCGAAGAGAAGAACUGCUGGGUUACGCAGAACGGGUCUUUUGAGACAGACGGCAGCGCUCUAGCUGGAGAGGCCAGACAAAGACGACGGGAUCUGCACACACAAAGCCAAGUUGCUAGCAAGAACCCAAGUGCAAGUCCACAGAGAGAUGCUCAAGAAGGCAAGGCAGGAGACCCGAGACAAUACCUUGGAGUCGGUCCUCUCGCAUCCCCAGGCAGCGGCACAGCUACUCCCAGCUUUCGGGAGGAGAAGUCUAGGUCUUUCCUGAACUCAAGCUACAGCAGAGGGAAAGGCACAUCUCCACGGAGAACCACGGGCUCCAACGGGCCGGCACAGAGAGGAUCCGAGAAGGAAAACCUUCCCCAGCCUCUAAAGAAGAAGGUAAAUGGAGCAAGAUCCCACCCUUACAGCCCAGAAGAAGUUCACGAAUUUAUGCACAGAAAAACUGCAGAGAGGAAGAAGAGGAGCCUAGAAGAGAGGGAGUCUGUAAAGCAGGCCAGGGAGGCGAGAACGAAGAGGCUGCAAGAAGUAUACAGGAAACAACGAGAGGCGUUUGCAAGGAAACCAGGCGUCGAGGAGAGCCACGUCAGACACAGAGGAACCGCUCUGCCUGCGCCGCGUCCUCGGUCUCUGUCCAGCCACGAACGGAGCAACGCUAGAAGCCUGGAAAGGACUUUUGUGGAGUGGGCAGAUACAACAUCACGUGCUUUAUUGGGAAGCGAAGAGCAAGGAAGCAGCAACUUGCGCCUGGAGACGUCACUGGCUACGGCGGACCCGCUAGACUUUUCUCCUUCGCUGGCACCUGAAAGGGGCUUCCUCAGCCCUUUGAAACUCCAAGACCUGGAGCUCAGCCCUUCCCUGCACCAGUGCUCACCUCCCUGGAGCGUUUUCCAUCCGCUGCAAGCUGCAAGGUGUCACCUCAAGGCCUCAGCCUCCGAGGACACUUCUGCUCUCUCUCUUUACAGAGGCAAGCAGGAGAGAGUGAAGGCCAUUCAUGCACUGGCCAGGGCACUGGGGGCCAGGAUUGAGAUUGCAGCAGAGAGGCUGAAGGCAAUGAGCCAUCCUCCAGACUCUGAUGAUGGAGGACUGGCAUGCACAGCUCUGGGACCUCUUGGCAGGUCUCCGCCACGCUCGUGGCACAAGAUGCAGGAAAAGGGUCUGGACAGGAGAGUGAACCCGCUGCUGGGGCUGGAUGACCCACUUUCUAAUGGCUCAUGGCUUUCACCAGACCAGGAGCAGGAUGGAUUGGAUUGGACUAGACAUGCACAUAGUGCUGCAGGAGCAGAAGCCCAGGGAUGGGAGAGGGGGAUACCAGCUCCUUUGUCAGACACUCUUGCUGUUGGAAAGGAGGUGCCAUGGGCCCCUGCGAGGCAGGAACGCUUUGAUGACUGCAAGAUCCUGAGCUGUGCAUGGAAAGGUCUUGCCGAGGCUGAGGGCUAUACAGACACAGACUUGUCACGAGGGGAGCUGAUGACUUCUCCAUCUCACAGGGGCCUGGUGACAAGUCCACGGAGAGCACCAGCAGAGCAAAGGAAUCGCUGCGCAUCCGAGAUUUGGAAAGAGGAAGCCGCUACGUUACUUCCUAAACGAACUCUGGGAGCUUCAACCAGUCGCCGGUCGGGACCCCGCGCUUCUGCAGCCGGCAGGAUCGAGACGCAGGAAAGCUUGGAGAAGGACUUGGGAAGAGGUGAGCCUGCCUGCAGAGAUGCAGAAGAGGGAUAUAGGAGCCAUCUCGAGAGCAUAAAGCAAGCGUCUCAUGUCUUGGCUCUCAAGCUGCAGGCCCAUCAGCUCCAGCAGGAAAGGCAGCUGGCAGUCCUUAGCGAAAAGGCCAAGCUGGAAGCCCAAGAGAGCCAGAGGUCUUUGGAUGAGUUGCUCAAGCACCACGUAGAGGGACUGGAUAGCGCCAGAGCUGACUCUGCCGUCAGAUCAAGAUUCGAACUUGCCAAGCGAGAGCCAAGACGGUGUCGACUUGAAGAUGAUCCCAGAAGAGAGAACGCAGCUGCAGCCAGUACCCCGGGGGGGCAUUCACCAAGGCCUUCUGUGCAGAGGGCAGAGACGGAUGGCAAUACCCAACCAACCACAAAAAGAAGAGCCCCUGGGGAAGCCAACCUAGAUUUCUCCACCCACCGACCAGAGCGUGGGGACUCCUCUCAGGUACAUCCAUCCUUGAAUCCCUUGUCAGCUCUCAUAAGUCUGCCCAAGAGCAAGACACGUGCAGCAGAUGAUUCAGGAGACAGCAGCGAGCAGACGGACUCCAUCAGCCAGUGGAGCGAAGUGAGCCAGUUCUAUGGAGGCUCCAGCACCUUUUCCCAGUUUGGCUUGGCCAUGGCUGAGCAGUACCUGCGUGAAGAAGAGCUGCGAGCCCGGCACCAGGCUGCUCUCCUCCGACUGCGAGACGAAGCCCUGCAGGAGAAAGCCAGGGCUGAACUGGCCUGGCUGCAGUAUCAGGAGUGCUGCUUGGAUAACCUGCGAGACGCUCGGGAAAUGACUGCCAUAGCUGAGCAGCAACGGGAAAUCCUGACCAAGCUAAAACAAGAGCAGGCGGAAAUCCUGCACCUCCGAAAUAUCUAUAGAGCAGCCCAUCGGGAGAGGAAGCUCUUAUUAAAGCAGCAGAGAGACAUCUUGCUGAUGCAGAAGUCAACAGCACAACUCCAGCAAGAGCUGCAUAGCUUGGCUGGGCAGCAACAGUUUAUAAAGAGUCUGGCAGAUGUCAAAGAAGCAAUAAAGAAGGCUGGGAAGAUUUCCAGUCCAACAGCACCCUCCGCCUUGGCAGAAUCAACAGCACAGACCUCAAAAAGGCCUGGCAUGUCGAGAAACAGUCGUGCCCAGAAGAGGAAUAAACAAAGUGGGCCAUGUCAGGGCCACCAUAUUGAGAGAGAGAGAACUUCACUAGGAUACAGGAAUCAAGCUGAGGAGCCCCAGAGGUGGCAACGGACAUUUGGUGCAGAUCCCAAGGCGCCUGGAAAAGGAGUUAAGAAAUCAUGCGAUGCAGUGAAUCAAACCAUAGGCCCAGUCUUAAUGGAUGAAGACCUUAAAGAUGCAGAGCCGGGUGAUAGGAGUCAGGUUCUCUUACAUCUAGAAGAUGGAGAUUCAGCUGAAAUGGAUAAAGCUACAUUCAUUCCUGGGCCAGGAGGAGACGAACGCUAUGAGUUUCUCGAAUCCAAUCCGGAGGAAAAGGAGCAUAUUUCAAAUGCAGGACUUGACCCUAAAGACAAUAAAGCUAUUAAUUCACACGACAGUGAGUUUACAAUGAACGGUUUGGGGAUGCUUUCCACUUUGUGUAACUUAUGCCUUGCUCGAGUAGAAAAUUCUCUUCAAGAAACAGAUGUUCCAGUCAUCAAAGAAGAAAAAAAGGACGUGUUUGCAGCACGUGAGGAAACUCCUGCCGGUGAAGGGGAGGGGUGGGCUGAGCCUUUCUGUGACAGUCCUCAUAAUCUCCUCGGCGAAGGGAAGGGUUUGAAAUCGUGUUCAGAGAGACUAGGCUCUGCUGCCUCAUCCACUAAAUCGCAGGACUCAUCUCAAAGUGGCAAGAGUAACAAAUCCUGCCAUUCCCUCCCAGAGUUUCAGAAAGUAUCCGCUGUUCGGAUCAACAUUUCUGAAAGCUUUGCUUCAGCGUCUGAGUUUGGAGCUGAGGAUGGACAGGACACCGAUGUCAGCAUCCCUGAGGAGUUUGCCAUGCAAGACGACGAGGAUGUUGACGUGUUUUCCAACCCUUCGACCAAGAUGCGCGCAGUGCUAGGUGACGGAAAUGAAUUAUUAUCCGAUGACAAAUGUGAUGAACAAGUGCUCCCUGAUGAGACUUUGCUGCUUUUUCAUGGCUCUGGGAAAUAUCUUGGAGUUGUUCCAGGAUGUGACCGUAUUCACAAAUCACAUCCCGACACCCCCUUGAACAAUGGAAAUUCACAGCCAAGCAUCUCAAAGACAGAAGAGCCAUUUCCCCUCUGGUCUGAUGACCUUGCCAUUCGGAAAUGCAGACCACAUAUGGACACCUCGACUCCAUCGUCCUACUCCGAAAACUGCAAUUUAAACAAGGUCUCCACUCCAGGAAAAUCUGAGCAGGACCCAGAUUCAUUUAACUCCUUGUUGCACAGCAAUGCCGUUUGGGGGGUAAGGAAGAGCUUUGGACUGCAGGGCUCCAGCUCCACAACCAUCCAAGUGGAAAAAGAUGGCAGAGAUGAUGAUUUAUCUGUUGAUCAGAGUAAGACGGAGCUCUUAAGGUGCCAUGAAAUAGGUUCCUCGAAACAUCUCAGCGAGGUUGCUGUUGGUAAGAGGGUAUCACUUCCACCUAAAAAAUCGAUAACAGAUGAUGAAAGGUCCUCACUUCCUAUAGCAUCCCCUGUAGUCUCCAGAGACUCAGCAGUUUUGGAAGGUGAAGCUAUUGAUGCAGAACUUUUAGGUGACCGACCUGUAUCCAGCAACCCAACUGAAACUGCAUCUGCACGCACCCGUGCUGAAGAGGUCCCUGUGGAAGCUGCAGUCAGGUUGUCUGAUGCUGAAACAUUGCAAAGGGCAAGUGUGGAAAAUCAGAAAAGCCCAGCAACAGGAAGUCAGACCCCCAAACCCGCACUGUCUUCUGUCUCCUCCAACCAGCAGUCAUCUCGAGCUACGCGCUGUCAUUCUGAGUGCAAAGAUGAUGUGACAUUUGUCAGUGAUGAUGAGGUUCUGCCUCCAAUUGAUGAAGACACCCUGUCAGAAAUCCUCUCUCCGGUUGAUGAAGUGCUGUCCUAUGGAAGUAUUGACUUGCCAUCAUCCAAUAAAAAGGAUUUCUCAUUUCAGAGUCACGAUUUACCCGCACCUCCCAUAGAUGUGGGUGGGAUAAAAAGUGACAGUGUUAGCUUCAGCACAGAAGACUUCCCUUCCCCACCAGAACAACUGCAACUCUCGGAGACUAGAGAUAAUACAGAUGCAGAUGUGUCAGUAAUACAGGAUCAGUUAUGCUCGCUGCCUGAUGAAGAAGUGCGCCCACCAUCUCCAGAGUUAGGUGGUGAUGUUUCAGUUCAGGAUAGAAAAUGUUUAGGACUUUCUUGGGGUAAAGAAAACGCUUCAGAUAGAAGGGAGGAGUUAUUGGAACAGGCAGGAGGAGAAAACAAGAGCGUGCUGCAGCAGUCGGGUUUAUCAUUGGUAUCCAAUCCUAUUUUGUCAAGUCACGUCAAUAAAAGCACUGAAUGCUUAAAGAAGCCAAGCAAACCUUUCUUAACACUAGCCACAGCUCAAGAGGAGGCCGAUGACCCAUUAUUAUCAUUUGAAGUUGGAAACAGAGUAUUAGUAAAGUAUGCCCAGCCAGGCACUUUGAUGUUCAAAGGAUAUACCAACUUUGAUAAAGGUUAUUGGGCUGGUGUGGCACUUGACAAACCUGAAGGUGACCACGAUGGAACUUACAGAGGAGUGAAAUAUUUUGCGUGCGCUAAAGGUUGUGGUGUAUUUGUCAGACCUGACCAAAUUUCACAUCUCUUGGAAGAUAGUGAAUGUAGUUGUGAUUACACUGGGGAUGAAGAUUCAUUCUCUGAUAGCGAUGCUCCAUCCAAAGGGGCCAGUCAUUCUGCAGACAAUGACCAAAAGAGGACAGGAUAUAUGGAAGAGGAAUUGGAAGAUGUUUGCAGUACAGAAGGUCCAGCAUCAAAAGAAAACAAGUCUAGAUCACACACGUCCUCCUCAUCAGUAAUAAAUCAUGAGUCUCUUAGCUGGAAGAACAGUGAAUUCACCCUUCAAACUUGUUCAGCAGGUUUUGAAUCUGAUAAGGAAACAACAGAACAAAUGGAAAUAAAACAGACCUUUGCAGAUGUGCUUCCAGUGAGAAAUAAGGACAGCCUCACAGGGCAAGCUGGCUUCAGCAGAAAUAUUAGCUGCUUACUGCAGGAUCAAGAGAAAAAUAAACGGGCUGAUUAUAUCUCUAGUGAACUCACUACAAAACUUCUGCUUGACACUUCAAUUGCAUUCUCUGCAACAGCUGAACACAAAUAUAAAAGUGUCUGUGAAAGAAAAAUAAGAAAAGAUGGCUUUGAAAAAGUAGACAGUGGGAAAAGGUUGCUUUUUAAGAAGAAUCACACUGAUAGCUUAUCUGAACAAUCAGCUGCAGUUUCUGAUAUCUUAUUGUGCAACUUUGAUAUGCUUAAUAGUCACGGCCCUCGCACAGCACAAACCAUAGUAGAAAAAAUUAUAACUAAAUUUGUAGAUGAUGCCCUGAAAGAAUAUAGGAAGAUUAAAAGGAAACAAGGAGGAAAAGCAGAUGAGCUAUGUCACGGAUCUGCUGAGACCGCUCAAGCCACAUUGCCAUUCCUUAUAAAAAUCCUUGAUGCUGGUGUUUUUGGAAGUGUGGAAGGCUUGGAUCAGCUCAUUUCUGUCCAACCUACCCAGGAGCUAAAACUUCAGAGACAAAACCUGUACGGAUUAGAUCAGUGGCAUUCUGCUCCUUGGAAGAAGACAGUGGAGGUUCCUCUGCUGGUCCCACAUAACAGGUCCUAUGUUAAGACACUUUCGGCACGUGCUGUAGAGGAAUUAUGGACUCUUGAAAACAUAUAUACAAACUGCAAGAGGAUCAAUGUGCCAAAGGCUUUUAAAGAUCAUGACAUCUCAGAUGAUGAUUUGGAAGCAGAAAGCAAAAGGAUAUAUAAUCAGAUUAUAUUUGACUUGACUCGGGAGCUGUUGCAAGAAGAAUAUGCAGUAGCAGGGAAUUCAAACACUUGUCCGUGGCUCAAAGAAAACCUGGGUUCCCGUUGCUCCAGACGUCUUCAGAGGAAGCCAGAUGUCAAUGAAGUCAAGUCUAUUAUUCAGGGAGAAAUUAUAAAGAUAAUGAACUUUGAGAAGAAUGACUUGGAGAUGAAGAGGAAACUCCUUAAUAUGACAAAGUAUGGAAACUGUAAAAGGGACAGAGUGGACUUGAUUCUGAUCCAGGAACUCCACAAAGAAGAAUCUCAGUGGAUUUACUACGACGAUGAUGAAUUGACUGUGAAGAGGAGACUAAGUGAUGACAUUUUUGACAACUUGAUCCUUGAUACAGUCCGAGUUCUUAAUGAGAUCUACCUAAGAAGAACUUGUGAUUAGGAGUUUUGCUUAGCAGCCUGCGAGGGCGGAGGCUUAAAAUGCUCUGAUCUGAGGGCAAAAAGACCCACAACCAUGCACUGAUGAAUUUUCAUUCUGAAAGGUGAACCUAAGCUCAGGGUGCUGCUGGUCUAAGUUACAGAUUUUUAUGCGCUAUGAGAACAGAGCAAACAAGUGACUUGAGGAUGAAAAAAAUCAACUAAAAAGUUGCAGCGAUCCCACGUGAGCUUAAAACUUAGGGCUCUUCUCAGACGGGUGUCACACAAUCUAAAUUCUCCUCUAGUGACUAAAGUUUUACUCUGGUUUUUAUUUAUCUGUACUUUGAUGGAGUCAGCACUUUAUUCGCAUAUGCAUUUUUAAUAGCACAAUCGGUGUUAAAAAAUUGCCUAUUACUAACCUAUAAAUUAUAUAUAAACAAGGUUCAAAAACAAUUUAUCUGCAAAUAAACUUAUUCUUUGUUGUUGCAUUUAGAUUGGGCACGAUGCCUUGUGAAUUGUACAUUAAAAGCUUUGCAAAAUGGAGAACAAAUAUAUGUGCCUAUGUUUAUAAUAUACACUGUGCAUAUGUAAUAAUACUCACAGGUAUUUAAGUUGCUGCCGCUCUUGGGAUCAGCUUCCUUGGGAGAAGGGA
Messenger RNA from Gavialis gangeticus (Gharial), 8835 nucleotides. Its product is annotated as centrosome-associated protein 350-like. Lineage: Eukaryota; Metazoa; Chordata; Crocodylia; Gavialidae. Gene Ontology annotation, cellular component: centrosome. Gene Ontology annotation, biological process: microtubule anchoring. Gene Ontology annotation, molecular function: microtubule binding. The record is from RefSeq and is a predicted model, not a curated record. The coding region runs from base 1 to 8208 and encodes 2735 amino acids. The transcript has 28 exons.